AUGGCCGGACACUCCCACUGGGCAAACAUCGCGCACAAGAAAGCCGCCAUCGACGCCAAGCGCGGCAAGGUGUGGAGCAAGCUCAGCCGCGCGAUCAUCGUCGCGGCGAAGGCCGGUGGAUCGGACCCGGACACCAACCUCAAGCUCCGCUAUGCGAUCAACGACGCCAAAGCGAUCUCGAUGCCCAAGGACAACAUCGAGCGUGCGAUCGCCAAGGGCUCGGGCGAGGCGGGCGGCGACAACUAUGAAGAGGUCGUCUACGAAGGGCAGGGCCCCUCAGGCGUGAUGGUGAUGGUCGAGAUCCUCACCGACAACCGCAACCGCACCGCCCCUGAGAUCCGCAAGGUCUUCGAGAAGGCCGGCGGCAAGCUCGGCGCGACGGGCUGCGCGGCCUGGAUGUUCACCCGCAAGGGGAUCAUCACGAUCCCCGCCGACCAGACCGACGAAGAGUCGCUGAUGGACAUCGUCCUCGAGGCGGGCGCCGACGACGUCUCGCUGCAAGGCGACUUCUUCCAGGUGACGUGCCCCGUUGAGUCGUUCAACGACCUCUGCGCCGCGGUCGAUAGGGCCGAGGGCCUCACGCCCGACAGCCAGUCGCUCGGCUACGUCCCCAACGACACCGUGACGCUCUCCGGCGACGACGCCCAAAAGGCGAUCAAGCUGAUGGAAGCCCUCGACGACCACGACGACGUGCAAAAGGCCGCGGCGAACUUCGAGGUGGACGAGGCGACGCUCGCGGCGAUGGGCUGA
This is a messenger RNA of Symbiodinium sp. CCMP2456, 750 nucleotides long. NCBI's taxonomy places the organism in Eukaryota, Dinophyceae, Suessiales, Symbiodiniaceae. The record is from the annotation of a GenBank genome assembly.